Rhododendron vialii is the source of this 3833-nucleotide messenger RNA. RefSeq names its product nonsense-mediated mRNA decay factor SMG7-like. The transcript is spliced from 8 exons. The record is from RefSeq and is a predicted model, not a curated record. Gene Ontology annotation, cellular component: telomerase holoenzyme complex. The coding region runs from base 259 to 3132 and encodes 957 amino acids. Gene Ontology annotation, molecular function: telomeric repeat DNA binding; protein binding; telomerase RNA binding. Lineage: Eukaryota; Viridiplantae; Streptophyta; Magnoliopsida; Ericales; Ericaceae. Gene Ontology annotation, biological process: nuclear-transcribed mRNA catabolic process, nonsense-mediated decay.
AAAAAACAUGAAUUGAGUCCCGCGAUGAAAAACCAACCGAACAACGCCUCACUCUCUCUCCCUCCUCUCUCUCUCUCUCUCUCUCUCUCUCUCAUUCGCCGAGACCAACAAGUUCACGGCGGUUCUAUUGGCCGAGCGACGGGAUCUCUGCGGAUCCGAUAUCAAAAAUAGGAAGUUGCUCUGCCGAUUAAAUGUUGCAUGUUGUUGUUGAUGUUUCACCUUUUGGAGUUGUCUUUAGGCAAAUAUGUUUGAUGGACAAUGAGCGGUCCAAUGGCUAAAUCUUCAGAUCUUUCAGCAAGAGAAUGUGUCCAAGGUCUUUACACUAAAAAUGUUGAGUUGGAGAAUAGGCGUCGUAAAGCAGCACAUGCCCGAAUUCCCUCAGACCCCAAUGCAUGGCAACAGAUGCGAGAGAAUUAUGAAGCUAUUGUUCUUGAAGACAAUGCUUUCUCUGAACAGCAUGAAAUAGAGUAUGCUUUGUGGCAGUUGCAUUACAGGAGAAUCGAUGAGUUACGUGGACACCUCAACUCUGCUCUUGCGUCAGCCGGAUCAACCACCUCUCAGAAUGGGAAAGGUCCCACACGACCUGGACCUGAUCGCAUCACAAAAAUACGUUCCCAGUUCAAGACAUUCCUGUCGGAAGCAUCUGGGUUUUAUCAUGACGUGAUGUUGAAAAUUAGAGCUAAAUGUGGUCUACCGAUUGGUUUUGAUCAAGAAAAUCAGAUUCUGUCCCAAGAUGGGAAUAUAUCCGCUGAAAUGAAGAGAGGCUUGAUAUCCUGCCACCGUUGUUUGAUUUAUCUUGGGGAUCUUGCUCGUUACAAAGGGUUAUAUGGGGAGGCAGAGUCCAAGACUCGAGAUUUUGCAGCAGCAUCAAGUUACUAUAUGCAAGCUUCUUCGCUUUGGCCUUCAAGUGGUAACCCUCAUCAUCAGCUUGCUAUUCUGGCUUUAUACUCGGGGGAUGAAUUGGUGGCCAUUUACAGAUAUUUUCGAAGUCUAGCAGUUGAUAACCCUUUCUCCACAGCGAGGGAUAAUUUGAUUAUUGCAUUUGAGAAGAACCGACAGAGCUAUUCCCAGCUGCCUGGGAAUGCCAAAGCAUCUGUUAAGAUGGUCCCUGCAAGGAUGACUGCAAAAGGGAGAGGAAAAGGAGACAAAAGUGUUAAAAAAGAUUCUAGCGCAGAGUCUAAUCUUGUCAAGGAAAGAGCAUCAAGUAUACCAGAGACUUUUAAAGCUUUCUGCAUUCGUUUUGUUCGUCUAAAUGGCAUUCUUUUCACAAGGACAAGCUUGGAGACAUUUGAGGAGGUUUACUCUAUCGUAAGAGGUGAUUUUCUCGUGCUACUUGCUUCUGGUCCACAUGAGGAGUUUACUUUUGGUUCAGAUGCUGCCGAGUGUAGGCUAGUGAUUGUUAGACUGAUUGCAAUUCUCCUAUUCAGCGUUCAUAAUGUGAACAGGGAAACAGAGAACCAGUCCUAUUCUGAAAUUUUGCAACGUUCACUACUGCUUCAGAAUGUAUUUACAGCUAUUUUUGAGUUCAUGGGUCUCAUCUUAGAGAGAUGCAUCCAGCUGAAUGAUCCUUCAACGAGCUAUUUGUUGCCUGGAAUCAUGGUUUUUGUGGAAUGGUUAGCUUGUCGGCAAGAUAUUGCAGUUGGCUCUGAAGUGGAGGAGAAACAAGCUAGUGCUAGGUCGUUUUUCUGGAAUCACUUUGUUUCAUUUUCAAACAAGCUCUUGUCAAGUGGAUUCUCCUUUAUUAAGGAGGACGGAGCUGAAACAUGCUUUUUCAAUAUGAGUAGAUAUGAUGAAGGUGAAACAGCCAACCGGCUUGCAUUGUUUGAAGACAUUGAAUUGAGAGGAUUCCUGCCUCUUCUUCCUGCACAACUAAUCCUGGAAUUUUCGAUGAAAUAUCCAUUUGGAAGCGACGGAGGCAGCAAGGGGAAGAGCGCACGUGUUCAGAGAAUUAUAGCAGCUGGAAAAGCUCUUGCUAAUUUGAUUCAUGUUGGGCAACAGACACUUUAUUUUGAUUACAAAUCAAAGAAAUUUGCUUUUGGUGCUGAGCCACAAAUGUCGGAUGAUUAUUCACUUUCUGGUUCUUGGGAUAUCCCCAGUGAAAAUGGUCGAGGGCAGGAAAUUUCAGCAGAGAGUCAACUGAAUCUUGGACCACGGUUGGGUAUUGAAAGGGACGAAGAAGACGAGGUGAUUGUUUUCAAACCGGUUUUGUCUGAUAAGGAUCCUGAUGGGGUUGCUUCAAAAUCACCCUCUUCUCAGGUUUUGGGAUCUAGUGUUGAUAUGGAAAGUCAUGCUGGCACUGCUGUUUCUGUCCCAAAUGAUGGUUUCCUCUUACAGGAUGCUUCCAAUACAUGUUCAAGGCCACCAAUAUCUCUUGCUAACAUUACUCCCCCGUAUUUUCAGCCAAGUGCUUCAACGUGGCUUGGGGAACAGUUUUCUGCAAAUGAACAACUCACCCAAUUGAGCUUGUCAGAAAAUGGAUUUCCUAUGACACGUGAGUUGCAACAUCAUUUGAUUCCUCAGCAGUCUAGCAAUCCCAAUGCCACAAAUAAAUAUGCAGAAACUGUAGUACCUUGUAAAUUUGAUUCCAUUAUGCCAUUAGGAAAAGUUGUGGAUAGUUUGUCAAUGAAGCCAUCACCAAUGAUGCCAGUCGGUAUGAGAAAGAAUCCUGUGAGCAGACCUGUUAGGCAUGCAGGUCCCCCACCUGGAUUCAACUCUUUCCCUAGCAAACUUCUGGAAGAGUCCUCCUUGUCUGGUGCAACAUUCAAGAAUGAAAAUCCACCCGUGGAUGAUUAUAGAUGGCUAGAUGGAUAUCAGUUUACAUCAUCAACAAACCAAGGCAUUGGGAUCAAUUAUGAUUCCAUGAAUCAUUCUGCAGCAAAUGGAUACCACCAUCCUGUAAGUAAGAUUAAUAGCUCUUUGGGGAUGGUAAGCUUUCCCUUUCCUGGAAAACAAAUGCCAGCACACCAAGUCCAGGCAGAAAAGCAGGAAGGCUGGAAUGAGUAUCAGUUUUUGGAAAGUCUGAGUCUACAUCAAAAGCAGCCGCAGCUUCAGGAAGGAAAUCCAAAGUUGUUUGUUGCCCUGCCGGAGCAAUAUCGAGGACAGACUUUUUUGGAAAAUGGUUUCUUUGUGUGAGAUGAUUAUGGGAGGGAGAGAUGGUUAUGAACAAUUUACAACAUGGAUGUCCAGUGGCUGGUGCUACCCGUUCCUUCGCCAUUGCAGUGUGGCCAAUGUUAUAAAGUUUCUGUUGGAUAUAAGAGUUUUGCUGGCACCUGCUAAUGACUAGCUUGUGCCAAGCUUUCUAGACCUCAUGGGUGGAGAUAAUGAGAUCAAUUGGGAUUGGAAACUGCGGAUUGAUGAGGUUAUGAAUCUUGUCUGGUUGGAUGGGUGGGACGCAAAUGGAGUUGUCUGGAGGUAUUUGAAAUUGAACGGAUUGAAGUAUGAAGUACUACUAGUGAUCAAUACUUUGACCGGUAAAAGGUAUCUGUUGGAUGGGAAUAAGAACUAGUUUUGUCAUUUGUGAUGUCACGUACGAUGGCACUACUUUCUGGCCAGUGUGACUUUGAAGUAGAAAUCUUUGCGGUUUCUGUUGAGUUGCCAUGCUUUUCAAAGAGAGAGCCUCAAAAGAAGUUAUGGGAAGAGUCUGGUGAUCUUAUGUUGGAAUGUGAUGAUUUAGAAAACAAGUGGUUACGGAUGCAUUUUGCUUUGUGUGUCGAAUAAUGUUUGGCUGCAUGCAGCCAUUUUGUUUUUCUUGUUGCUUGGAUUCGGAGAUUUUGUCUAAUGUUGCAGGUUGUGUACUCGUAUGUUUGCUUGAAUAAUUCGUUUUUGUCCCUUCA